AUGACGACGACGACGACAGCGGACCAACCCGUCGAUCCGCUGUCGUUCUCAAAGCGCAUUCUCGUGACGGGUGGCGCGGGUUUCAUUGGGUCGCACGUUGUGAUUCACCUCGUGCAGCGGUAUCCACAGUACUACAUUGUCAACUUCGACGCGCUGGACUAUUGCUCCUGUGUGCAAAACGUGCACUCGGCCAUUGCAUGUAACGGCGGUGGGCCAGCAGCUUCGAGCAAAGCACAUUGUCGAACCGAUUCGGACAACAGUAUUGUCAAACGUGACAACGACAACGGCUGCUGCUGUGAAAAUAGUUGCAGUGCUGUUCGUAAACACGACAGCAGUAACAGCGACAGUGACGACCCCGACGUUUAUCUGCCGGACAUGUGCUGCGCAACGUUACCGACAAACUACAAAUUCAUUCAUGGCAACAUCACCGACGCCGAUCUUGUCAAUGACGUCGUACGGGUUGAGGCCAUUGACACGAUCUUGCACUUUGCAGCGCAGUCUCACGUUGACAACUCGUUCUGUGGGAACUCGCUCGAGUUUAGCACGACCAAUGUCGGCGGCACUCAUGUCUUGUUGGAAGCUGCGCGGCGACAUGGAGUUCAGAAAUUCAUCCACGUGAGCACGGAUGAGGUCUAUGGUGACGGCCGGAACGAGUCGGCGCCAAUGACAGAAGACCAUGGGCUGGAGCCGACGAACCCGUACGCAGCGACGAAAGCCGGUGCCGAGUUCCUCGCAACGAGUUUCUAUCGCUCGUUUCGACUUCCGGUGAUCAUCACGCGGAGUAAUAACGCGUACGGCCCGCAUCAGUAUCCCGAGAAACUCAUUCCAAAGUUUGUAAACCAGAUCUUGCGGAACCGACCAGUGACGAUCCAUGGUGACGGCAGGCACACGCGCAACUACUUGUACAUUUCGGAUGUCGUUGCAGCAUUCGACUUGAUUCUGCAUGAAGGAGCCGUGGGUGAAGUCUAUAAUAUCGGCGGCACGAACGAACUGUCCAGCAAGGAAGUCGCGAUGGACUUGUUGGCGCUGAUGAAACCAGAACUACAGGAACUCGAGGUGGCCAAACUAGUCACACACGUCCAAGACCGACCAUGCAACGACCACCGGUACAUUAUUGACGCCACCAAAAUCCGUGCGCUAGGCUGGAAAGAAAAGACGCCUUGGCGAGAAGGUCUGCGCGAGACGGUCGAGUGGUUUACACGCUAUCGACAUCGCUUCAACAACAUUGACCAGGCGCUCGAAGCCCACCCGAUCAACUUCACAAAGACGUGCCAGCUCAGCCUCGAUUAG
This is a messenger RNA of Hyaloperonospora brassicae, 1290 nucleotides long. NCBI's taxonomy places the organism in Eukaryota, Oomycota, Peronosporomycetes, Peronosporales, Peronosporaceae. The record is from the annotation of a GenBank genome assembly.